Molecule: messenger RNA, 3310 nt
Organism: Castor canadensis (American beaver)
Lineage: Eukaryota; Metazoa; Chordata; Mammalia; Rodentia; Castoridae
Gene: Fhl3
Product: four and a half LIM domains 3
Biological process (GO): actin cytoskeleton organization
Cellular component (GO): stress fiber; nucleus; Z disc
Molecular function (GO): transcription coregulator activity; actin binding
Source: RefSeq, a predicted model, not a curated record
GGCCCGCGCUCACUUCCUCGGAGGCUUGGGGCCGCGCGCCCACUCGCCCACACAGUCCAUCGCAGCCGCCGUGGCUCGCUCUGCCCCGCUCUGCACUGCGCGCAGGGCUCAUUCACAUUGCCACCAUGAGUGAGACAUUUGACUGUGCAAAAUGCAGCGAGUCCCUGUAUGGACGCAAGUAUAUCCAGACAGACAGUGGCCCCUACUGUGUGCCCUGCUAUGACAACACCUUUGCCAACACCUGCGCCGAAUGCCAGCAGCUUAUCGGGCAUGACUCGAGGGAGCUGUUCUAUGAGGACCGCCACUUCCAUGAGGGCUGCUUCCGCUGCUGCCGCUGCCAACGCUCCCUAGCUGAUGAACCCUUCACUUGCCAGGACAGCGAGUUGCUGUGCAAUGACUGCUACUGCAGCGCCUUCUCUUCACAGUGCUCUGCCUGUGGGGAGACCGUCAUGCCUGGAUCCCGAAAGCUGGAGUACGGUGGACAGACGUGGCAUGAGCACUGCUUCCUGUGCAGUGGCUGCGAGCAGCCACUGGGCUCCCGUUCCUUUGUGCCCGACAAGGGCGCUCACUACUGCGUGCCCUGCUAUGAGAACAAGUUUGCUCCUCGCUGUGCCCGCUGCAGCAAGACGCUGACCCAGGGUGGAGUGACAUACCGUGAUCAGCCCUGGCAUCGAGAAUGCCUGGUCUGCACUGGGUGCCAGACGCCCCUGGCAGGGCAGCAGUUCACCUCACGGGAUGACGAUCCCUACUGUGUGGCCUGUUUUGGAGAACUCUUUGCACCUAAGUGCAGCAGCUGCAAGCGCCCCAUCACAGGACUUGGUGGAGGCAAGUAUGUGUCCUUUGAAGACCGACACUGGCACCACAGCUGCUUCUCCUGCGCCCGCUGCUCCACCUCCCUGGUGGGCCAAGGCUUCGUGCCCGAUGGAGACCAAGUGCUGUGCCAGGGCUGCAGCCAGGCAGGGCCCUGAGCUAGGGCUCCUGGCCUGGGCUUUCCCAACCAGAGCUCCAGGACUAUGGCUCCUUUUCUGAACCACCUCUGGGACCCAGCUCCUCCUCAGAAUGGGGCUCCCCCUGGGCUCCAGGUUUUAGUCUCCCUACUUCAGCACACCCUAACUGGCACUCCCUGAUCAAGACCCUCAAACCUGACUCUUAGGAAGCUUCAGUGAUGCAAGCCCCAUCUCUAAGCCUGGACUCCAGAAUCGAGUCCUCUCCCCUAUAGUCUGGGUUCCCAGACCAACUCCCUUCUCCAAAUCAGGGCUGUAAACCCCAGCCUUCAAAACCUGGACUCUGGGAUCUAGGCCCCGCUAAAUCUAGACUUCUCUGCAUAGAUUUAGGUCUCCUAUGGGUGCCUGAUAAGUCCUCAAAAGUAGACAGUACUCAGGCUUGACCCUGCCCCCAUCCUACCCUUUUCCCCAGGGCUGAGGCUGGCUGGUUAGAGGGCCCUAAGCUACAGGGUUCUGCUGACCCGCAUCCUUCUCAUUUUAUUUCAGCUCUGUCUUGUUCAGAGAUGGGUAGAGGGGAAUUAGCUCAUGCUCCUUCCAGAUUCUGCAAUAAAGCAGUGUGAGGAAGUGCAGGCCUUCAUGCCAUUGUUUGUCCAAGGGUGACAGAGGUUGCUUUGCAGACUUAGGCUCUUCUAGACCUCGGGAGAAAAGGGUGGGGGGAGUCUCUCCAGGAAGGGGAUACCACCACAGCUACUGGCCUGCCUUCCCCGCAUACCUCCCACUCCCUUACUGGCAGAGGGCUUUUCCUCCUAAUGGGGAAGGGAGGGCAUGGGGGAGGUUUCCGACAGGAGCCAGGCGGCAGUGGGGUUCAUAGCACCCCUCCCUUAACAACGCCGCCCUAAUCCCUCAAGUACAAGCAUUGGGUCCACAUCCUCAGUUGGGCCCAGACCCUCAGCCCUCUUCCCAAGGAUUAGUGGGGGCGGCUCGGGAUUCGUGCGGCGGCACGUUUUUUUGCCAAAAAAGGCAAGGAUGCAGCUGCACGCGCCGCGGGAACAUCUGGAUCCGAUUCCCAGCAUGAAUGGGUCAUGGCCCCGCCUCCGUGAUUCAAGGGCGGGGGCGGGAAUGAGUGAGGGGGGCUGUCCCCCGAAGUGGGGAGAUGGGGCGGAGCACGCUCCCCUGCCCGGCAUCGGACGCCCCUGUUCCUGCCCCACUGGCGGCUGCGGGCUGCCUUGGCCUGUCUGGAUGUCGCGGCAGGUACGCGGGCCUUAGCUGCAGCGGCUGUGGGGGCGGGGACCCGCCGCCCAUUGGAAACCGCGAGAUUCUAUGUAUCGAAUGAAAUCCCCAACCCUGAGCAAGCAUUGCUACCAUGUUGCAGGGGUGGGGAGGUUCCUGUAGUCAGUUGCUCACAUUCACGAAAGUCGUCAUCAGCGCAUUCAAGAUUCUAAAACACUUUGCCUGCAGAUCCAAUCCCAGUCCUUAACUCUGCGAGACCGUGACUGACAUUUUCAACAAACGUUUAUGAACGCCUACCGUGCGUACUUACAAUUGAUAAAUUGUAUGUUUACAUUUUUGUUUGUUUCUCUCUCCAUCCAGCCUGAGAACGGGGCUGGCGCUGCCUUGCUCACGCCUCCUGCUCAGCUCCCAGCCCUUACCGCUUGUUCAAUAAACAGUUAUUGAGGAAGAGCGAUCCAAGCAUAGAAAGCAGCUGGUGAAAGGCCUUUUGAAAACGUAUGGUGCUUUGGGGAAGCAGCAAGUAAUUGUAUUUAGAGGAAGUGCCAAGAGACUAAAAUGGUAGGCAGAGUCCAGGUCCUGAGCAGCCAAAUACUAAGUUAAAUAAACCUCACCCUGUGGGUAAAGCAGCCCAUGGAAAUGUCUAAACAGGGUUGUGAGAGGGUCAGAGUUUGAGAAAGAUCAUUUUGGCUGUUGCAUGAAUAAUGGAUUGGAGGGGUAAAAUGAGCAGGCUGGUUAGGACACCAGCUCAGUGGGCCAUGGCCCAGGAGAGAGGUUAAAGGCAGGUAGCGGCAGGAGGGGAAAAGAUGGGACUUGGUGACUGGUUUGAGGGAGUGUGCGGAUGGAGAAGUGGGGAAUGGAAGGCUUCAGAUUAGAGCCAGAGUGCCAGAAUGGUGUUGCUUACGUGUUCUACUUACCCAUGUAAGAGAAACUACAGCUACAAAUGUUUCAUUUAUUUCAGUAUAAGCAUUUUUUUUUACAUUUAACACCUCAAACCCAAUUUAUUUUUAAGUUUAGAACCUAAUAUAUAAGGCUGGGGACAUAACACAAGUAGUAGAGAAAUGGGAAGCCCUGGAUUCAAUCCCCAAGGCGGAAGGGAAAAAGAAAAGUAACACGUGUAUGUUAAAAAAAAAAAAAAA